AUCAGUUCACCGUCGAUCGCCCAUUUGAACGGACGCGAAACGCAAGUUGCGACUUAUAUUUCUUGAUACUCAAAAACAAAGAUCUAAACGAUGGGUCAACGAUCGUCAAAAGCAAAGCGGACCUAUGGAGUGGAAACUUCGGGGUCUGAAAAGCAGUCAAAGCCAACGGCUAGGGUGAACUCUGAUCCACCUGCUGUACCCACCAAGUCGGAACCAGAGGUUGAUCGAAGCAAUUUGCUGCCCAAGUGGCUGAAUGAAUCGCAAUUUGAGGAAUUACUUGUAGCGAACAUACCAAAGUUUUCAAAGAUAGUGAAUUUCCAAGCGAAACCCGCCAUGUCCCCCGGAGAAAACUAUGCCACACUUAUGUUGAGGAUCAGCAUAAAUGUGGAGCUAACUGACAAGAGUAACAAACUGGUCUCCUUCAUGAUGAAGGUUCCUCAUGACACUCCCCAAAUGGAUCAGAUGCUGGCUAUGGCAAAUUUCUUUACCCUCGAGAACGCAGCCUAUAUUGACAUCCUGCCGAAAAUGGAGGAGCUGUAUAAGGCCAAGGGCCUGGACAUCGCCUUCGCUCCACGAGCAUUCAAACUGGACUCCACAAAGGAGCCCAAGCUGGCCAACACGGUGUUAAUGGACGAUCUCGGCCAAAGUGGAUUCAAGAACUUGAACCGAUUUGAAGGCCUUAAGUUGGAGCAAGCUAAAUUUGCUAUACAAAAACUGGCCCAGUUUCAUGCAGCCGGUGCCACGAUGGUCCAGGUGCACGGACCAUAUUCUGAUUUAUUCCUGUUCGGCAUGAUGGGAAAUAACUUGAAUGUUAUAAAGGCGUUCAUUGAAGGAAUGUUGGGAUCUUUUCGAACGGCAUUCUUGGCCAAUCUGGACAAGCUUAAGGACGGAGAAGCCUAUCGUGAAUCGCUUGAAAAAGUUCUUGCUGGCCUCACUACGGAAUUCAUGAAGAUCGCCACCAUAGAUCCCACUGAGUUUAAUGUGCUAAAUCACGGCGACUGCUGGAUUAAUAAUCUGCUGUUCAAGGUGGACUCCAAGGGGGAAGUGGAAGACAUGGUGUUUGUCGAUUUCCAGAACCCUAAAUACGGCACUCCCGUCACGGAUCUGCUCUACUUGAUCAUGACUUCGGUGCACAUCGACAUUAAGCUGGAUUACUUUGACUUUUUCAUCAGGCACUACCACGAACAACUGACCAAGCACUUGGAUAUUUUGGGAUUUACUGGCCGACAGCCCUUGCUGAGGGAGUUGCACAUUAAGAUAUUCAAACACGGCCCAUGGGCCUUGUUCCCAACCAUUUCUGUGCUGCCAGUGGUGCUUUUGGACCCCAACGAGUCGGCGACCUUUGAUAAUUUCAUGGCUGACACCGAAGCAGGUGCUAACUUCAAAAAUUCUCUGUACGCCAACAAGCGAUAUCAGGGAUACAUUGAACGGAUUUUGCCGUGGCUGAAAAAUCGCGGUUUUCUGGAAGCCAGCCCUGACCCAAUCCCAGCUCAGCCAACAAUGGAACAACCAGAGCAACCGCAGCCUGAGAAUCCCGAUAAGAUACUUGACUGGGUUAACAUUACCGACUUCAAGGAUAUCAUUUCCUCCACCGAACCAGAAUUUGAGAAAAUUGUGAGCGGCUCUUGGAAGUUGGCCACGAAACCUGGCGACAACUAUGCUUCUAAACUGCUAAGGGUUGACAUAGAGGCGCAGUUAAAAGACAAAAGCUCCAAGUCCUUCUCGUACAUCCUGAAAGUGAACACGGCCGAUGACAUGAUCAAUUUCUCCGACUUCAACCUGUUUCCCAAGGAGAUCGAGGUGUACAGCACUUUUGUGCCCGGAUUCGAGAAGCUUUACAAGGAUGUUGGCGUGCCGGUCACAUUUAGUGCCAAAUCCUACCGCCUCAGCAAGGACGUCAGCGAAGAAUAUUUGAUUUUCGAUAACCUGCAAACAGCCGGCUUCAAGAUGUGUGAUCGCCUGAAGGGAAUGGACAUGGAACACAGCAAGUGCACUCUGAAAAAAUUGGCCCAAUGGCAUGCAGCCUCUCUGAAGUACAAGGAAAUCAAUGGACCCUACCCUCCCAAGUACGCCAAUGGCAUCUUUACAGAGCAAACUGCCGAUGUAUUUAAGGGUAUGUUUGCUCAAUCCAAGGAUUGCUUUCUGCAUGUAGUGGGCAAGUUUGAAGGCGUUGAUGAGUACCUGCACAAAUUGCCAGCCAUUAUGGAUUCCCAUGUUGACAAAAUAAUUGAAGAUGCCAAAGUAAAUGAGAAAGAGUUCAAUGUUCUUAAUCAUGGCGAUGCUUGGAUAAACAACGUAAUGUUCCAAUACGACUCAAAAGGCCAUGUCAAGGAAACCUUUCUGCUAGAUCACCAAGUCACUAAAUACGGAAAUCCAGCUCAGGAUCUGUACUACUUCAUAAUGAGUUCCACUCAGCUGGACAUUAAAGUCGAUCAGUUUGACUAUCUUAUCCGAUGGUACCAUCAAAACUUAGAAGAUCAUGCCAAGUUGUUGAAGUUUAAUGGAUUUGUUCCCUCUCUAAAUGAACUGCACGUAAUUUUGCUAGAGCACCCCAUUUAUGCUGCUGGAACUGUGCUUAGCACCCUGACAGUUUGCCUGAACAAAACAGAUGAUAACUUCUCCUCCGACGUAUUUUGCAAGGACGGUAAGGAAGCAGAUCAGAGAUUGCAGCUGUUCAGCAACGAACGUUACAAAGCCAAUAUAGAGCGCAUUAUGCCAUGGUUAAACAGGAGGGGAUUGCUUGAUGCCUUUACCACCGAAAAAUCCUCAUAAAUACCCUUAGACUGAAGCAAUAAAAAACUUUUAUAAACCA
Molecule: messenger RNA, 2812 nt
Organism: Drosophila elegans
Lineage: Eukaryota; Metazoa; Arthropoda; Insecta; Diptera; Drosophilidae
Exons: 7
Coding region: 91-2772 (893 amino acids)
Source: RefSeq, a predicted model, not a curated record